AUUAGAGACGUUUUUUUGUUGUUAGUUUUUUUCACAGUGUGGGUACAAAAUGAAGGAGUACAGCAAUUUCUACUCUAGAGUAAGCAACUGGUUAUGAACGUUUGGCGGUUUCAGACGGACUUUAAUAUAACUAUAGCAAAAUACUUCAAAGAAAAACUAACUGAAAUACCAUCAAAGUGAAUGGUGUGGACCGCUAAGAAAUAACGUGUUCCUGUCGGUUUAGGUUUGACUGUUUGAUUAACUGAGUAGUUCAUUUGUUUAAAUAUCGCUGAUACAUCAGCGCUGAAUCUCCCUGUGUGACAGCAGGGAGGAGGAGGAGGAGGAGGAAGAGGAGGAGGAAGAGGAUACAGACGGCAGAUGCCUUUGCAGUAAACGACCAGGGAGGAUGUCUGUCCGUGUCUGGGUGUUGUUGCGGGACUAAAUGCGGAUAUACUGAAGACAAAUCAGAAAAACAACUUUUAUGCUGUCCCGUGCCCGAAUGAAGCGCUUUUAAAAUAUACAAAUCUAUUUGAAAAGUGUAACGAUCUUAAUUCAGAGAGGACUUGGACUUCCUGUUGGGAUAAAAUACAAGCUUUUAGGAACCAUGGAAAGUGGAGAUUUCCUGUCCUCCGUGGAUCAGUUCAUGCUGAGCCCCCUUGUCACUUGGGUGAAGACAUUCAUUCCUGCUGAUGAGGGCAUCCACUUGGACUUUUCCAACCUUCUGGAUGGAGUGAUUUUGAACAAGAUAAUGGCUCAAAUAAAUCCUUCUGCUGCAGCUCAGUGUCCAAACAAAGUCUGCAGAGAUCCAGGUCAGAGGAUCCAGAACCUGAACUUUCUUGUCCAGCAAAUCAGAAGUUAUUAUCUGAAUAAUCUGAGACAAUUAAUCAUGAUUCCUUUGCCAGACGUGCUGUUGCUGGGCAGGACUCCCUAUUGUGAACAAAGUCUGGAAGAAAUGAAGAACCUUCUGCUCUUACUGAUGGGGUGUGCAGUUCAGUGUCAGAAAAAGGAGGAGUACAUUGAGAGGAUUCAGACGCUUGACUUUGGUACAAAAGCUGCUCUAGCUGGACACAUUCAGGAGCUGACCCACAGUCAGGAGAACGUGCUGGAUCUCCAGUGGCUGGGGUCCAGUGGCGUUCAUCCAGAGGAGAUGGAGACCGCUAUGAGGAACAUGGCAACACACCUCCAACACAUCCUGGACCAGAGGGACGCCCAUCUGGAGACAAUAGUGGAGCUGAUGCUGGAGAAGGAAGGAGCUGUCAGCUUUCUCAGCAGCCCAUCCAGUCCACAGCCUGCCAGCCAUUCUCCCAGCAUGCAGCAGCAGGCAGGGACCCAGCAACAUCUGGCUGUGGAGUUGGCUGAUUCUAAGGCAAAGAUCAGACGACUUAGACAGGAACUAGAGGAAAAGAGCGAACAGAUGCUCGACUGCAGACAUGAGCUGGAAAACGUGGAGACCGAACUAAAACGGAUUCAGCAGGAGAACUCCCAGCUGCAGGUGGAGGCGCGUGCUGCCCGUACCUACCGGGAUGAGCUCGACGCCCUGAGAGAGCGCGCCAUCAAGGCGGACAAGCUGGAGAGCGAAGUCGGGCGCUACAAGGAGCAGCUGCACAAGAUGGAGUUCUACAAAGCCAAAGUGGAGGAGCUAAAGGAGGACAACAGGGUCCUCCAAGAGACCAAGGAGGUGUUGGAGGACCAGCUGGAGGGCUGGAGGUCCCGAACAGAUAAAAUCCACCAGCUGGAGAAACACAACCUGCUGCUGAAGGCCUGUGUCCAUGACAUGGAGCAGGAGAAAGAAGCAGAUGCGAAGCGGAUGAAGGAGCUUCAGGAGGAGAACCUGGCUUUGUCUUUAGCACAGAGGAGGAGCAUGGAGGAGUCCCAACACCUGGGCUGGGAGCUGGAGCAGCUCUCCAAGUCUGCAGAAAACUCCCACGGGCCACAGACGCUGAGCGAAGAGGUCAGCGAGAAAACCCGGAGUCAAAUUUUAAAGCUGGAGAAGGAAAACCAAAGACUCCUGAGGACCAUCGAAGACCUGAGGGCUGCAGCUCAUAGCAGCUGCAAAAAAGCCAAACCCAGCCCCCAGUGGUUGGUGUGCAACACCAACCACUUUAUCUCAUCGGCAGAGCAAUCAGAGACAAACUCCUUCACAGAAGAUUCACACUGCCAGCAGCAACUCAUCACAGAAGAGCUGGAAGGAGUCCAAAGUCAGAUUCUUCUCACAGAUUAUCCAGACUGUCAGGCGCAGGAGAACAGAUGCCUACAGGAUCAAGACAAAGAAAUGGUGUCGGGUCUGGAAACCUUGGAAAAUAACCACAAUCAGUUCCAUUGCUGCGUCGGGUUAUGCAGUCACUCCCCAGGCUCACAGAGCAGAAGGCCACACCAUGAUAGCACUCACACAGGUGUGCCAACACGUUCCUCCUAUGCUAGCAGGCACACACAGCGGCUAGAGGUUAAAUGCAGGGGUCUGGACACGCUUAAUCAGCAGCUACAGACUUCUCUUUACAACACCGAACGUAAAGUUCAGCGUUUGGAGGCUGAGGUUCAGGAGCUGGAGGCAGAGAACCAGGCGCUGCAGGCAUCUCUUGAAGAACUUCGGAUCUCAGCGCGGCGUCUGGAGCAGCUUGAAACUGAGAAACAGAACCUGGAGCAUGAAAUCUCCACGCUGGAGAAAGACAAAAGGCAACUAGAGAAAGAAAACCGAAGACUCCGACAGCAGGCCGAAAUUCAGGAAGCCAACUUAGACAGCCGUAAUGUCUGCAUGGCAAGCUUGGAAAGAGAAAUGCGUCUGCUAGUGAAGGAGGCAGAGGGGUUAAGAGAAACAUCUGAGAGGGUCAAAAGCUUGGAGAGAGAUAACAGGGAGCUGAUCAAACAAGCUGCUAUUGACCAGAAGACCCUGGCAAUCCUCAGAGAGGAGUUGGUGAGUGAGAAGCUGAAAACUCAGCAGAGAGACAACGAGCUGGAGACGCUGUCCCACGAGCUGGAGAUAAAAGUCCUGAACCAGGAAAACGCACAGCUAGAAGCAGCAGACAGCAGGGUCAAGAUGCUAGAAUCCGAGCUGGAGUCGUCUCUGAAGAAGUCCCUACGGAUCAAAGAUGACAAGAUGGCGGCUCUGGAGGCUCGGCUGCAGGAAUCCUCCUUUCUAAACCAGCAGAUUCUGCAGGAGCUGAAGACUGUGAAGCUGAGCCACGAGGCCCUGCAGCAGUGGCAGGAAGAAGAGCGGACAGCGUCGGGUUCCAGCCCUCCAGCGCAGACCAACAAGGCCAUGACAGAGUGGCUGCGUGAGAGCCAGGAGGCGACCAGGGAGCUGCUGAGGCUCAAAGACCGUCUGAUUGAAGUGGAGAGAAAUAACGCCACUCUGGAGGCCGAACGCCUGGCAGCGCAGGUCCAAUUCAAACAGCUGGAGAGUCAGUCAGACAACCAGCAGGCUCAGAUCCUCGCCCUGCAGAGGCAGACCGCCUCGCUGCAGGAGAGCAAUACGGCCCUGCAGACACACAACGCUAACCUCCAGGUGGAGAAGUCGACACUAAAUUCCCAGAGUGCCUCCCUGAUGGCCCAGAACGCUCAUCUGCAGCAACAACGGUCUGGGACAGAAAGUGAGCGUGACAGCGCCGUACAGGAACGGGAAGAGCUGCGUGUCGCUCAUGAGCAGCUCCUGCGAGAUCACGAGCGACUGACGGUUCUGCACGAGCGACAAGCCAUGGAGUGUGAGGCUCUGAUGGGGAAGCAUGCCUGUCUGAAGAACGCCCACCGCACCCUGGAGCUGGAGCAUCGAACUUUACAGGACAGAUAUAACAACCUAAAGCAGCAGAGAACUAAGCUGGAAGAGCGGGAGAAAACCUUAAAGGAGGAGCAGAUGAGGAUUUCUCUGGAGAAGGAACAACAUGAGACAACAGCAGCCGAAUGUUGCAGGCUCCGCGACGAGAAGGACCGGCUCAACCGCACAUACCGGCUGCUUCUCAGCGACAACGAGGCGCUGACAGUGGACCACAAGCUGCUGAAGAGCCAGCUGAACGAGGCCAACCUGAAGUACACCUGGCUGGAGGCCGACUUCUCCAAACUGAAGAAGGAAGACCAGGAGCUGGACAUCAACUUCACAAAACUCACCAACCAGUGUGAGCUGCUGAGUCAGCUGAAAGGGAACCUUGAAGAAGAAAAUCGGCAUCUGAUCUGUCAAAUCGAGACCCUGAUGCUGCAGAACCGAAGCUUGCUGGAGCAGAAUAUGGAAAGCAAGGAUCUGUUUCAUGUUGAAGAGCGACAGUAUAUUGAUAAGCUCAAUGAUUUGAGAAGACAGAAGGAGAAGCUGGAGGAAAAGAUAAUGGACCAGUAUAAGUUUUACGACCCUUCCCCUCCUCGCAGGCGUGGCAACUGGAUAACUCUGAAGCUAAAGAAGCUGAUGAAGUCCAGCAGCCGUGAAAACGUCCCUGAAAGCACACACGCAUCUGAGGCUGACGCCCACCAGUAUGGCGGCUCCUUCAUCGGCUCCGAUGGAUCUGGAGGAUCGGCCUCCACCUCAGCGGGUGACUUCACCUCACAGCAACGUGGCAGCACCCCCGUGAAAAAGUUUUCCCGUUUGAGGAGCCGGCUGAAGGACAAAGACAAAGUCAAGUCCAUCUUCCGUCGUUCUUUGUCCUUGAGCAGCUUAUCCCAGCCAUCGACCUCAUUUGAGACAAAGCAGGAAACCGAUGUGGACGAAGGCCAAGAGGAUCUGCUGACCUCAUCUCUCAGUACCUCCGUAUUAUCCAUCCUCCAACAUCACCAGCAUCAUCCCACCAAUCUUCCAUCUGGCCAUUUCAGCAACAACACCCCUGUCACUGGCCCAAACAUUUCUGAGCUGUGGCUUACAGACAAAGAUUCGCAUGGCAGCACUGUGCCAUCUGGAUGUGAGGAGAGCGAAGGGCUGCAGAAUCAUGGGACCAAUGUGGUCCAGUGUCGAGCCCAGAGUGAGAGCAGCGGCGACUUGAGCCUGAGCCUGGAGAAUGAGCCUUGGUCAAACGGCAGCAGUCCUGUCCAGCAGCCCCCGUCACGUAACUCUUCGUGUUCCUACCAGCCGCCCAGUGACGCGUCCACCCCGCAGCCCCACUCAAAGCUUCAGCAAAGCAGGGAGAAAGCCGCCACGAUGCCGACUCCUAACAGUCUGAACGCAGAUGUGCUUCAAAGACAAAAAGAUCCAGUGCUGUCUCAGGACUUCUGGCUCACGAGAGGCACGAGAACCAUCCGAAGGGGGUCGAGGAAAAAAGUGUCUCGCCGCUCCUCGGACUCUGGCAGCGCAGGCAAAAGUAACUCAGAGCUCGACGGGAGAAGCUCAAAAGACGAAAAAGCUGAAGCCUUUGCUUGUUCACCGAUCACAGUGCUCUAUGUUCAGGGUAAAUCCUCCUCAAUGUCUGGCUGUCUGAACUGCUUCUCUACCCCUCUUGUGAAAGAGGCACAGCUGGAGGAGUUCAGGUCUCCUAAAAGUCUCCCUCGCGCCAGCAGCGUGAUUUCUUCAGCAGAGGGCUCAUCGCGACGCUCCAGUGUCACCAGCGACUGCAGGGGGACUGUCCAAACCGAGCAACAGGAGCAAGCACAAGAACAAAACUCUGACGUAAGAAACAGUGAGCCCGGGUCCGUUCCUCCAGCCAAACCUCCAAGAGAUCCAGCAGUUCUUGUUCCCACAAAACAUCACAAAUCCGUUUUGCAGGAGCCACCUCUUGGCUCGUCGUUCACCUUUAACUCGGUUUUCUCAGACACAAUCUUCAGUGAUUCUGAGAUCAUCACAACAAUCUUGGACACUACUGAUGUGAGCACAAAUUUCGCCGGUCCUAAUCCAUUGGCAGAGCAAAACUUUCCCCCCGAGAGAGAAGAAAACGCUGAGGAGACACCACAGACACUGCUUAGCUCUGAAAACGAGCAAAGUGAGACAGCAGAGGAAGCAGGAGGGCUCACAGUCAAGGACUGACGGCUUUCAAUCACAUUACAGCUGGUUCUUAUGGGUCCUUCAAAUACAUCAGUUUGAAUCAGAAUACACAGAAUUGGCUGUGAUACAAAUCUUCAGAAAGUGUCAAAGAAUUAAUAGUAUUUUUAUUUAUUUUUUUAUUUUUAAAUAUUUGUGUUUUUAGGACUUUUUAUUUUGUUGUUUAUAAGUAAAGGCCAGUGUCAAGCAUUCACUCACAGUAUAAUUUUGGGACAAUAAAGGGUUUAUUUUAUUUAUUUUCAUAUUGAAUCGAAAAUACUUGUUGAUGAUGUGCAAUAUUUUUCAGAUAGAGUUGAAUCAGUACAAGACAGAAUGUGAAGGUGUUGAUACAGCAUGAGGCUAUGAAUCUGUGACCAGGAGCCAAACAAAAUGUUACACUGUAGUUUCUGUUCAGUCAUUGUUUUAUGCCAAGUUAUUAUUAACUGUUCAUAAAAGUUUUUAUUAUUAUUAUUAUUAUUAUUAUUAUUAU
Molecule: messenger RNA, 6392 nt
Organism: Gambusia affinis (western mosquitofish)
Lineage: Eukaryota; Metazoa; Chordata; Actinopteri; Cyprinodontiformes; Poeciliidae
Product: girdin-like
Exons: 31
Coding region: 584-5908 (1774 amino acids)
Biological process (GO): cytoskeleton-dependent intracellular transport; cytoplasmic microtubule organization
Cellular component (GO): centrosome; cytoplasm
Molecular function (GO): microtubule binding; dynein light intermediate chain binding
Source: RefSeq, a predicted model, not a curated record